This is a messenger RNA of Colletotrichum abscissum, 411 nucleotides long. RefSeq lists its product as uncharacterized. Lineage: Eukaryota; Fungi; Ascomycota; Sordariomycetes; Glomerellales; Glomerellaceae. Bases 1 to 411 code for a protein of 136 amino acids. The record is from RefSeq and is a predicted model, not a curated record. The transcript has a single exon.
AUGGUGGUGUCCGCUGCUGCCCGCCGCCGAGUCUCCUUUGCGCCUCGCACUUUGGUGGCGCAGUCCGUGAGAAAGAGUCAAGAGUCAAGAGAGAGGGAGAGAGACAGACCUGAGCUUUGGAAGGAAGUUGCUGUCUAUGCCCAAGGAGGAGAAACAAAUGCGACCCUAGAUGCGGCAGGAGAUGCCGUGGUUCGUGGUUGCGAACUUGCGAUACUUGUCGACAACAGCAAUUUGCCGCGGCCUUUCGAGAAGCAAUGCAAGAGCGUUGCUGGCAUUUACCUGCUCAUGGGCUGGUAUGUCUUCCGAAUAAUUCCAUGGCUCGGCUUGAUGAACAACGUGUCGAGAUUGCCUUCUCCCGGCGGCACCUGUCGUCUGAUGCUGUUAACCAGCAAUCCGAGCGCAUCGCCAUAG